GCCUCAUCAUCACCUCAACAACCAAGCCAACAUGAGUGCCCAGGCGUAUUACGAACUCUACCGUGGGAGCAGCCUCGGCCUGUCCCUAACCGACACCCUCGAUGAUCUGAUCAACGAAGGGCGGAUCGAGCCCCAGCUCGCCAUGAAGAUUCUCUCGACCUUUGACCGUAUUAUUACGGAAGUACUCGCGGACAAGGUUCGCACUCGGCUGAACUUCAAGGGCCACCUUGACACAUAUCGAUUCUGCGAUGAAGUCUGGACGUUCCUCAUCAAGGAUGUCAAUUUCAAGCUAGAUAACCAGCAGACUAUCAGCGCGGACAAGGUUAAAAUUGUGAGCUGCAACAGCAAGAGGCCCGGAGAGGCGUGAGGACCCUAUGAAGCGAAACAAUGGCCAUAUGAGAUGAGAUGAGACGGGGCGUUCUUCUUCGAUUUGUUUUUUACACUACGUAUUUGACCCUGCUGGUUUAUGGGCACUGGUCGUUUUUGUGUCGGCGUUUUAGGACAUUCCCAUGGCAUUAUUUGUGCUGUACAUUACCGAUUUUCAUCGGACAAGAAAGAUACCCGAAUGAAGAACUAGAAUAAUCC
Molecule: messenger RNA, 585 nt
Organism: Aspergillus versicolor CBS 583.65
Lineage: Eukaryota; Fungi; Ascomycota; Eurotiomycetes; Eurotiales; Aspergillaceae
Product: transcription initiation factor IIA subunit gamma
Exons: 3
Coding region: 32-367 (111 amino acids)
Biological process (GO): transcription initiation at RNA polymerase II promoter; RNA polymerase II preinitiation complex assembly
Cellular component (GO): transcription factor TFIIA complex
Molecular function (GO): RNA polymerase II general transcription initiation factor activity; TBP-class protein binding
Source: RefSeq, a predicted model, not a curated record